ACAUUCAUCAUCUCUAGGUAAAGUUCUUAUUAAGCUUCAGGAAAAUAGUGGCACCAUGAAGCUGCUUCUGCUCUCCUUGUCACUCAUUUGCUCAGCAUUUGCUAUACCUAAAAAACCAACAGGGAGGAUUGUCGACUGUGAUAGCCCAGAGGCCAAUGAUGCAGCCUUAGAAGCUCUUCACUACAUCAAUACUAAUCACCACCAUGGAUAUAAGUUUGUUGUCAACCAGGUGGAGGAAGUUCAUGUACAACCUGAGACAGCAAAUGGAGAAAUAUUCUACGUGGAACUCGACCUUCUGGAGUCAAAAUGUCCUUGGGUUAGUCCCACACCGGUUGAGAACUGUCCAGUGAGACCCAGAGAAGAACAGGCUGUGGAAGGUGAUUGUAAAGUUAAACUCCAGAAGCAAGGCGGCAAUUUUACUGUCCUUGGAGUAAGUUGCAAAUCUAAACCAGAUUCAGCUGAAAACGUGUUUCUGGCUUGUCCCACUUGUUCUUUACUGGCGCCUUUGAAUGAUACACAAGUGGUUCAUGCAGUUGAUGCAGCACUUCUUAAUUUCAACAAUGGGAAUAACACUGUGCACUUCAAGCUCCAUGAAAUUGGCCGUGCUCAGAUUCAGGGACCUGCCAACAUUAAAGCACAAGUUGAGUUUGUUAUUGCAGCAAGUAACUGCUCAAAGGAAGAGGCUAAUGCUGCUUUGGACAGCUGUGUGGCCCUGACGGGACAAGGUGCGUAUUAUGGCUCAUGUGCUGCCAGUGUAACCAAACUCCCAGGGGCACAGGAUGAAGAGAUUGAUGUGCAGUGUACUGUCUACGACCCACAGGUUGAUCAGACUGGAGUGCCAAGCAGUGGGGUGCCUGCCCAACCUUCAGUAGUUCAUGGGCAUUUUCAUCAUAAUCUACGCCAUUCCAGCCUUGGUCCUCACUCAUCAGAAUCCAACUCGGCUGAAAAGCUUCUUCAUCUGCACCACCCUAAGACUCCCACCAAGAGAUCACUGGGGAAAAAACAUGCAGACCCUAAUGCACUUGUCAGGCCUCUGUGUCCUGGCAAAAAGAAUUUCUUUUAACAUUACACAACAUCUGUACUACAAUACUGUAUAGGUGAUCUGGAAUUCGAAACAUGCCAUUGAUUAUGCCAAUUCUUACAAUUACAAUUAAUCCAAAUAUUUUAACAAGUUUUUCAUCUGAUCUAUAAAGCUUGUUCAUUGAUCCA
Xenopus laevis (African clawed frog) is the source of this 1209-nucleotide messenger RNA. RefSeq lists its product as uncharacterized. Lineage: Eukaryota; Metazoa; Chordata; Amphibia; Anura; Pipidae. The record is from RefSeq and is marked predicted.